Messenger RNA from Fonsecaea erecta, 1593 nucleotides. RefSeq lists its product as hypothetical. Bases 1 to 1593 code for a protein of 530 amino acids. The transcript has 2 exons. Gene Ontology annotation, molecular function: hydrolase activity, acting on carbon-nitrogen (but not peptide) bonds. NCBI's taxonomy places the organism in Eukaryota, Fungi, Ascomycota, Eurotiomycetes, Chaetothyriales, Herpotrichiellaceae. The record is from RefSeq and is a predicted model, not a curated record.
AUGACAAUAGGAAAUCGGGGACCUAUUGCAUACCAUUCGGGCAAUAUAUUCACGGCCAGCGAUCAUGGAGGCCGCGUCGAGGCAUUCAUCGUCUCAGCAAGUGGUGAAUUCACGGCAGUGGGGACCAACGAGGAGAUUCUAGACAAGGCACGUCGCGAGAACCUUACCAUGGUUGAUCUGCAGUCGCGAUUUGUGAUGCCCGGUAUUCAUGAUGCACACGUCCAUAUUUUGGUCGCUGGUCUCUCGCGUCUCUCCAAUGUGAAGCCGGGGAUGGACGCAACCAUGUCCAAUAUCGCUGAAAGACUCAAGUCGCCGUCCUGCGCCUGUGAACACGCCCACGCAUAUGGCGACUGGAUAGUUGGAAGCCUCUAUCGCAUUGAGGAUUUCGAUCGCGAAGCACUGGAUCAUGACUUCCCCAAGACGCCAGUGAUGUUGAGAGGAGGGGGAGGCCACGCCAUGUUCCUUAACACCGCCGCUUUGGAGAGGUCGGGUUAUAGUCUUUCAGAACCCGAUGCACCUCACAGUCAAUAUUUCCGUCGGCCGGAUGGAACGUUGACUGGUGAAGUCGCUGAGCUGGCCAUGACAAAGGCGGUGCUGGCAUUGCCAAAACCAGAAAUGGCACAUAUCAAACGCAGUAUUCUGCACGCAGUGAAGCUGCUUCACUCGGUCGGGGUGACCAGCUUUCAGGAAGCAGCGUCGAAUACACUCAUCCUCAAGGCACUGGGUGAGCUCGAUGCCGCGGGAAGUCUGAAGAUGGAUGUGCAAACUCACAUCGUGUACAAGCCAGAGCAGCUUGCGGAAGAACGUCUCGAAACACUGCACAAGACGCUUGAUCAAGCAGAAAGUUUCCGGUCACAACAUGUAGAGACUAAUUUUGUCAAAUUCAUGCUGGAUGGAGUCCCCCUUCAUCCGUACUACACGCAUGCGGGUCUCACAGAGGCUGGAGAGAUUGACGAGAGCAAGAUUCAGAUCGACGACCUGGCGGAAGCUGUUUCGAAAUUGGACGCCCGAGGAAUGACAUGUAAAAUUCACUGCACCGGAUUUGGCAGUACGCGGCGAGCUCUGGACGUGUACGAAGCUGUGAGGAAGACCAACAGUCGUGGACCCAAGCAUGAGAUUGCACAUUGCAGCGGAGUGCACGACGAUGACUAUCCGCGCUUCCAGCAGCUGAAUGUCACCGCCGAGAUGUCUCCGUCGAUGUUCUUCGUCCACCCGCUCACAGCCAUGUCCGGUGGCCUGAUGGACUGGAACUGGGGCAAGAUGAUCAGAAGCGGAGCUCAUUUGACGGUGGGAAGCGAUUGGGCGUUCCAGGAUCCGUCAGUUCUGCCUGCCUGUGCCCUGAUUCUGGACAGUGUCGCUGCUGCACUUCCUGCACGGGAAACUGGCACGAGUCCAGCAGCCGAGGCGAUUUGCAAGAUGCUGACUGUGGCGGGUGCUUUGGCGACUGGGCGGGAGAGCACGGCUGGAACCAUUGAGGCUGGAAAGAAAGCUAACUUCAUUAUGGUUGACCGAGAUUUGAGCAAAGGUGAAUUUGAGGGGGCUCAGGUCCUGGGCACUUGGUUUGAGGGCGAGAGGGUCUAUGAGAGCCCCUGA